This is a messenger RNA of Salvelinus fontinalis (brook trout), 4448 nucleotides long. Its product is annotated as monocarboxylate transporter 9-like. NCBI's taxonomy places the organism in Eukaryota, Metazoa, Chordata, Actinopteri, Salmoniformes, Salmonidae. Gene Ontology annotation, biological process: monocarboxylic acid transport; transmembrane transport. Gene Ontology annotation, molecular function: monocarboxylic acid transmembrane transporter activity. The record is from RefSeq and is a predicted model, not a curated record. The transcript is spliced from 6 exons. Bases 1644 to 3284 code for a protein of 546 amino acids.
CGCAUGUAUUUCCUCUUGUUAAUAAAAUAACAGUAGGCUACUACAUCACAACAUUAUAGCAUAGCAGGCCUAUGGCUAGAUACAGCAUUAUAUAUUUUUUUUGGCUAUGUGUAAUGGGUGACGAAUAUCAGUGUAGUUCCUUUGUUGCAGAUAAAACCCAUAUUGUUUCAUGAAGAAAAUAGGUAGCUACACUACAUGUGUAUAUGGACACUUGAUCAUCGAACGUCUCAUUCCAAAAUCAUGGGCAUUAAAAUGGAGUUUGUCCCCGCUUUGCUGCUAUAACAACCUCCACUCUUAUGGGAAGGCUUUCCACUAAAUGUUGGAAGAUUGCUGUGAGAACUUGCUUCCAUUCAGCCACAAGAGCAUUAGAGGUCGGGCACUGAUGUUGGGCGAUUAUGCCUGGCUCGCAGUCGGCAUUCCAAUUCAUCCCAAAGAUGUUCGAUGGAGUUGAGGUCAGGGCUCUGUGCAGUCAAGUUCUUCCACACUGAUCUCAAUAAACCAUUUCUGUAUGUAUUAUGUGUGCACGCGGGCAUUGUCAUGCUGAAACAGGAAAGGGCCUUCCCCAAACUUUGCCACAAAGUUGGAGGCACAGAAUCGUCUAGCAUGUCAUUGUAUGCUGUAGCGUUAAGAUUUCCCUUCACUGGAACUAAGGGGCCUAGCCCAAACCAUGAAAUAUAGCCCCAGACCAUUUUUCCUCCUCCACCAAACUUUACAGUUGGCACUGCAUUGGGGCAUGUGGUGUUCUCCUGGCAUCCGCCAAAGCCAGAUUCGUCCGUCGGACUGCCAGAUAGUGAAGCGUGAGUUAUCACUCCAGAGUGAGUUUCCACUACUCCAGAAUCCAAUGUCGGUGAGCUUUACACCACUCCAGCCGAAACUUGGCAUUGCACAUGGUGAUCUUAGGCUUGUGUGCGGCUGCUUGGCCAAGGAAUCCCAUUUCAAGAAGCUCCCGAAAAGUUAUCGUGCUGACGUUGCAUCUAGAGGCAGUUUGGAACUUGGUAGUGAGUGUUGCAACCAAGGACAGACCAUUUUUACAGCUAUUCACUUCAGGACUAGGCUAUCCCGUUCUGUGAGCUUGUGUGGCCUACCACUUCGCGACUGAGUCGUUGUUACUUCUAGACGUUUCCACUUCACCAUAACAGCACUUACAGUUGACCGGGGCAGCUCGAGCAGGGUAGAAAUUUGAGGAACUGACUUGUUGGAAAGGUGGCAUCCUAUGACGGUGCCACGUUGAAAGUCACUGAGCUCUUCAGUAAGGCCAUUCUACUUCCAAUGUUUGGUGAUUGCAUGGCUGUGUACUUGAUUUUAUACACCUGUAAGCAACAGGCGUGGCUGGAAUAGCCAAAUCAACUAAUUUGAAGCGGUGUCCACAUACUUUUGUGUAUAUAGGGUAUGUGUAGAUGGCAUGGUGUUCCUCCAUAUAAUGGUGUUUAGCCUACCUGCAAAUUGAUAGAUGCACAACUUUUACUUUUAAAAACUCAUAGGUAGAAGAGUGGAUGCUGCAGUAGUGCUCAUAUGAAUGGUGAUUUUUAUUUCUUAUUCUUGUUAGCACUGGAAAGCGUGGGCGUCUAAAAGUUCAGUGUUUCGUGCCAGAACUGAGGGGAGAUAGGCAAAAGGCAGGUUAAAGUAGAAGGUAGGCAGUCCAGAUGCCAAACUCCCCUCCAAGGUGUGGUCUUUGUGAUGGCACAACAUGGUCAGCGCAGGAUGAGAAGGUUACACUCUGUUUUAAACAGAUGACCUGCCUGGUAGACCAAACAAGAGCAGCAUCAACAUCAAGACGAACCCUCCCGGUUGACAGCAUGAAUCUUCAGAGCUCAAAGAAUGUGCUGGAUGGAGGUUGGGGAUGGGUCAUUGUUGUGGCCUGCUCCAUGGCCCAGUUCCUGGCCUACGGCUCCCCCCAGUCCGUGGGCGUCCUGUACCCGCAGUGGCUCCACGCCUUCCAGGAGGGGAAAGGCAUGACAGCCUGGGUUGGCUCCCUGGUCUCUGGAGUGGGACUCAUAGCCAGUCCGGUCUGCAGUGCCUGUGUGGAUAACUUUGGGGCGCGCCCUGUGACCAUCUUCAGUGGGGUCAUGGUGGCAGGGGGCCUGAUGCUCAGUGCCUUCGCCCCUAACGUCCAGUUCCUCAUCUUCUCUUACGGGAUCGUCGUCGGUCUUGGCUGCGGUCUUGUCUAUGCUGCCACAUUGACCAUCACCUGUCAGUACUUUGACAAGAGACGUGGCCUCGCCCUCGGCAUAGUCACCACAGGCACAAGUGUGGGAGGGUUCCUCUAUGCCACAGCUCAGAAUGAACUGAUUCUUCUCUUUGACCUGGACGGCUGCCUGCUGAUCAUCGGGGCCUUGGCCCUCAACCUCAUGGCCUGUGCCGGCUUCAUGAGGCCUCUGAACAUGCCUGCCUACUACCUCAAACAAAAGGCUGCUCUGGAGCGCACAGAGGAGCAGCUCUUUGAGAACCCGCCUGCUGACAACCUCAAGACUACACCAGGCAACGGCGAGAGAACCUUGACGGUCAAGGAUCUCCUGAUCAUCAUUGACGCCAAAGACAUCACCACAACUAACAAAAAAGGGGGCUUCAUGGCAGGUUCAGCCAUUGUGAAAAUUAUCAAGGAGAAGCGUCAGGCCUACUCAAAGUACAUGCACUCCACAGCUGACUUCCUGCACGACAGAAACUUCAUGGCCCUUUGCAUCGCCAUCUUCCUGUUCAGCCUGGGAGCCUUCCCUCCAGUCCUCUUCAUGGAGGACGUGGCCCAGAGUGAGGGCCUCAUCGAUGAGGUCAGCAUCAUCCCCUUGGUCUCCAUUGUAGCAGUCACUGCCGGCAUGGGCAAGCUGACCCUGGGCAUACUAGCAGACGUGAGGUGGAUCAACAGUCUGUUCCUGUACGCCUUCACCCUGCUGGGGACUGGGGCGGCCCUUCUGCUCAUCCCAAUCUCCAAGAGCUAUGUAGGCCUGCAGAUCCUCUCAGCUGUGGUGGGCUUCUUCUCUGGGAACUGGUCCCUAACAUCAUACAUCACCACCAAGAUCGUGGGGCUGGACAAACUGACCCAAGCCCAUGGGAUCCUCAUGUUCUUCGGUGGAUUCGGGAUUGUGCUCGGGCCCCCUGUUGUUGGGUGCUUUUUUGACUGGACCCAGUCCUAUGACCUGGCCUUUUACUUCAGUGGAGGCUCUGUGCUCCUGGGUGGGGUCACGCUCUUUCUCUGUGCUCUGCCCUGGUGGGACAAAAAGAAGGCUGAUAUCGACAGGUUCGACAUUCAGUACACCAGCAACUGUGACAAAGUUGCCUCUGUAGCCUGAACACCAACUUUCACAUCAACCUUGCUCUCCAGUGUUCCCAGGAAUUUUUGCUGAUAAAUGUUAUACCCUUCAAGAGGUUGUUGAGAAGUAUUCCUAGUGCCAGAUUUCACAUACCUGAGAAGAGUAUUGAAGUAGAGUAGGCCUUUUCUUUACAUCUUUAGUGUUUUUAAGACUUCUUACAUUAUACUACAGAAUUUUGAAAGAUACCUAUGUUGAACAUUUUAAUUACGGUCUCAUUUUAAGAGGCCUAUUCAACAAAAUGUUUUUUAAACAAAUUAAGCUGUUUUUUUACAUUUCCGGAUCUUUAUUGGGCUCAAAUGGAAAAUACUUGUCUACUUUGCCUGUGAGAAUUUACCAGGUAUUUCCUCAAGGGAAAAAUACAGGGAUUGGAGAGAAAAAAACGAGGGAAUGCACUCUUUUUAAUUCUAACCGAACAAACUGUUUGUUUUUAUCUUACCAAAGCACCAGGUUGGUGGAUGCCUGUCAACACGUUAUGCCUGAUGAAUACAAGCCUUGCUUUUAAAGGAUGGAUAGAUCUUGAUUUUAAAUUCAUUGGCAUUGUGCUGUAUUUUACUUGUACUCUCCAAACGUGUUUGUUUGAGUUCGGGAGGUACUGAACACCUCAUUUUGUCUUGACCUGACGAAGAACUUGCUCAAAAAUAUGCUGUGCAAAUACCAGAGACUGUACCGGAAUAAAGCCCAGUUCCUCUAAUGCAUGCUGGUUCUGUGUGGCAUGACCGGUUUCCUGCAUUUGUUCAGCAGGCUGGUUAAAAUCUUGUUUUUCUGUCUGUGGGUUUUGUUUUUUAAUAGCACUAUAUUUUGUAGUUAUGAUUUUAUAUUUUUAAAGAAUUUAAUGAUUGUGAUUCCCGCUUUGUUAGUCACUUGAACAUCUGAUUUUUGUAUGUAAACUGUACCACAAUAUAUAAUAAUAUUGUUUUAUUCUCAGUCAAGCGUCGUUGUAGAAGUAUUUACAGGGUAUAAAAUACAAAAUAUAUGUGAUCCAAAAAGGCUAGAAACAGUGGAGCUGUCACUUUUUAUAUGAUGUUGAACCACUUUCUUCUUAUUUUUUUAAUGUGUUACAGAUUUAUGUUUGCAAUAUUUCUCUUCUAUUUUGUUAUUUUCAACAAAAGUGCCAAUACAAUUAAAUUCAAUAUUGUGAUUCUG